AUGCCCGAUGAAAGCAACUCUGAGCAGGAAGAUGCUCCUUCUCUGGUCAAACUUGCCAGAAAAAAAUCAACUUGCGCCCAGGAGGAGAUGCUUCCGAGGUGUGCUUCCGACAAGAUGCGCUCCCCAAGUGUCUCUGAAGAGAUGCUUCCGGCCUGCGUUUUGCUGACAACGCUUGCUCCGAGUGACACCAAGGAGGACAGAACCUCCACUCCGGUCAAGCUGGCUGGCAGUCCCACCUUCAAGAAGGUUGUCCCAGUCUUGCGCACUGCCCGCGCCAGCCCAGCCAAGGACCUGCCUCAGGAGCUUGGCGUGCUUGGCGGCAUCCUUGACAAAGCCGCACACUCUUGCAGUACGGCAGAUGCCAGGGUGCCAGCUCCUGUCAAGGUGGCAGGCAGCACCACCAACCUCAUGGUUGCUAGUCCUGUGGCUUGUCAGGCCCCUCUUGCAAACACUUGCGGAAGCAACUGGCUGGCAUUGCCAGGACUUGGACUGCAGGCUGCGACAACGGUCGGAUUGCCAAUUUGUCUCACUCCUGCACGCAAAUGA
Ceraceosorus guamensis is the source of this 546-nucleotide messenger RNA. RefSeq lists its product as hypothetical. NCBI's taxonomy places the organism in Eukaryota, Fungi, Basidiomycota, Exobasidiomycetes, Ceraceosorales, Ceraceosoraceae. Bases 1 to 546 code for a protein of 181 amino acids. The record is from RefSeq and is a predicted model, not a curated record. The transcript has 2 exons.